AUGACGACGAGCAACGCGUUUAGGUUCGUUCCACCGACGACCCAAAGAUCUGCUUGCUCCUCUCGCCGGUGUGCUUCUUCGCCGGUGAGUCCUAACCCCCUCGGCCCUCUGUGCUUGGCCGACGUCCGUCUAUCGCUUCCCUUGGUGAGUCCAGUUGAGAACUUGGGCGUGAGCCGGUCUGCUUCCUCUGCCUCUCCUCCUCGAAUCCUCAAGACGACGAAGAUGGCUAUGGCAAGACCUCCUCCUCCGCCAGAGCCGCCAGACCCUCUCUCGGCACCGUCGAGCUUGCUCCCACAUGUCAAGCUUCACCACCGUCGAUAG
This is a messenger RNA of Arabis nemorensis, 321 nucleotides long. The record is from the annotation of a GenBank genome assembly. NCBI's taxonomy places the organism in Eukaryota, Viridiplantae, Streptophyta, Magnoliopsida, Brassicales, Brassicaceae.